Messenger RNA from Lycium barbarum (goji berry), 2185 nucleotides. RefSeq names its product U4/U6 small nuclear ribonucleoprotein PRP4-like protein. Gene Ontology annotation, cellular component: U4/U6 x U5 tri-snRNP complex. Gene Ontology annotation, molecular function: protein binding; U4 snRNA binding; U6 snRNA binding. Gene Ontology annotation, biological process: mRNA splicing, via spliceosome. Lineage: Eukaryota; Viridiplantae; Streptophyta; Magnoliopsida; Solanales; Solanaceae. Bases 161 to 1894 code for a protein of 577 amino acids. The record is from RefSeq and is a predicted model, not a curated record. The transcript has 6 exons.
AGGAAAAGUGGACGGAACGGGACGGAGUAAUGUACUAAUAUUGUUCUUAUUAUCCCCACUCCUCUUUCCCAUUAAACCCCACUUUGAUAACCCUCUUUGCCGGAGCUCCACCGCCAACGGCAAGUCUAUACCGACUUAGCAUAUUCCGGCGACCUCUGGUAUGGAUGCCGAGGAUGAAAGGCCUGUUUCAACUACAGAUCCUUCGACUGUUGUUGGUGAUAGUUCGACUGUGGUUAAUGCUAUAGGAGCAAUUAAUCUUACACCAGUUCAAGCUGUCGCUCCACCGGGCGUUCCAACUGUUACUCCUCCUCCUGGUGUGCCUGCAAUUGCUCCAAGGCCUGCAGUCCCUACCCCUAUUCCUCCCCCAUUAGCUCCGUUGCCUGUUCGUCCACCUGUCCUUAGGCCUCCGGUAGCACAGAAUGGAGAAGUUCGAGCAAGCGAUUCAGAUUCUGAUCUUGAAGAAAUGGGAUCUGAUCGUGGCACUGCAGAUUCAGCUCAAGAAUAUGAGAUAUCUGCAGAGAGCAAACUAGCCAGAGAGAGGCAGGAAAAAGCCUUGCAAGAACUUCUGAUGAAGAGGCGUGCUGCUGCACUGGCAGUCCCUACUAAUGAUAUGGCUGUUCGGGCCCGCCUUCGAAGGCUUGGUGAACCUAUAACUCUCUUUGGAGAAAGGGAGAUGGAAAGAAGGGACCGUCUGCGGAUGCUUAUGGCAAAGCUUGAUGCAGAAGGCCAGUUGGAAAAGCUGAUGAAAGCUCACGAGGAUGAAGAAGCUGCAGCUUCUGCUGCACCUGCAGAGGAGGAGGAUAUUCAGUACCCUUUUUACACAGAAGGAUCAAAAGCACUGUUAGAUGCUAGGGUAGAAAUCGCAAAGUAUUCUUUAGUUAAGUCAGCUUUACGUCUUCAUCGCGCAAGGAGGAAAAGGGAUGAUCCAGAUGAAGAUGUGGAUGCCGAGGUUGAUUGGGCUUUGAAGCAAGCAGGGAGCUUGGCCCUUGAUUGUAGUGAAAUUGGAGACGAUCGACCCCUUUUCGGAUGUUCGCUCUCACACGACGGAAAGAUGCUUGCAACCUGUUCUAUGAGUGGUAUAGCAAAGAUAUGGAGUAUGCCUCAAGUGCAAAAGGUUUCCACCCUAAAAGGUCACACAGAACGAGCUACUGAUGUUGUGUUCUCUCCGACAAGCAAUCAUUUAGUUACUGCUUCUGCUGACAAGACCGCAAGGUUAUGGAACUCAGAAGGUUCUCACCUCAGAACGUUUGAGGGACAUUUGGACCGUCUAGCUCGGAUUGCUUUUCAUCCUUCUGGAAAGUACUUGGGCACAGCUAGCUUUGACAAAACUUGGAGAUUAUGGGAUGUAGAGAGUGGUGAAGAGUUGCUUUUGCAAGAAGGUCACAGUAGGAGUGUUUAUGGAUUGUCUUUUCACCAUGACGGUUCAUUAGUCGCAUCAUGCGGGUUGGAUGCACUUGUUCGAGUGUGGGACUUAAGGACUGGACGAAGUAUCCUUGCUCUAGAAGGCCAUGUUAAACCGGUUCUUGGUGUCAGUUUUUCUCCCAAUGGUUAUCAUUUGGCUAGUGGCGGUGAAGAUAAUACCUGUCGUAUCUGGGACUUAAGGCAGAGAAAAUCUUCGUACAUCAUACCGGCUCACUCCAGUCUUAUCUCUCAAGUUAAGUUUGAACCUCAGGAGGGAUACUUUUUGGCUACAGCUUCCUAUGAUAUGACUGCUAAGGUAUGGUCAUCAAGGGAUUUCAAGCCUGUAAAGACACUAUCUGGACAUGAAGCAAAGAUUAUGUCAUUGGAUGUUGCGGCAGAUGGACAGUUCAUCACUACUGUGUCGUAUGAUCGAACAAUCAAGCUGUGGUCAAGCAAAAACAUCCAGAAGGAUGAGAAAAUGGACAUUGACUAGAUUUUUACCUAAGUUUGUAGGAGUCUACCAUUUUCUGGGAUCAUCAGGAAGAGAGUUGAGUAUGUUAAAUUGUUGUUAAGAAUCCCUGUAGAAAAUUGAAGCACAAGGCCCUUUGCUCAUUCUGUAUUUUGUAAAGCCUUCUUCAACAAAUGAAGUAGCGACAUAUCUUCUUUUUUCCUAAUGUAUUUUAUAAGCUAAUCAGAAACUCGAGAUGCCAAAAGGUAUUUUAAUUCUUAAACAAAUCCAUAUCUGAAAUAUUGUUAAUAAAACCAGUACAUUUCUUUCGUUGGA